Dibothriocephalus latus is the source of this 618-nucleotide messenger RNA. The record is from the annotation of a GenBank genome assembly. Lineage: Eukaryota; Metazoa; Platyhelminthes; Cestoda; Diphyllobothriidea; Diphyllobothriidae.
GCUGAUGCGUAUACUAAGGCCGUAAAGAUCCCAUCUGAUGCCUGGCCGGGAAUCCUUUCGUGGACCUUCUCUGGUGCUCUUCCGGACACAGAAAGGCAUGCCUUCCCGCUGGCAUCCGAACGUCAGUGGAAACAGUCCGAAAGAGUCGGAAAUGCCUCUAAUGCUGUCACUCCCCCGAGUUCCACCUUCGAGACGUUUCCGGCGCACAUUCUUGUAGAACGUGCAGGUCGUCUGGUGCCUGACGAAUUAUUGAAAGGACAGUCUGUUGACGAAUUGCCCGAGCUGGAAACAUUCGUCACUUUUAUCGUCUCCGCUGGAGGGACUACCCUCAGCGAGGCAACAGCCGGAAAGCCAAAUAUCGACCCAUCGCAAAGCGGUCGAGUCGCGGUUACCCAUCUUGUCAAGGAUGCUAUAUCGCCGGUGUGGGACUACCAACGUUACGGCUGUCUACCUCUCUCACUUCUCUCUGACUCUGCUGGGAGCGAGGAGUACCCAAAGAGGUCGAGGGUUGGCCUCAAUCCCGGCAGCGAGGAGAAGGAGGAGGAGUCGGAGCAGAGUGGCUGGGAGGAACUGCUCCGUCAGCAAAAAGAAACACAAGUUGGAAAGAGGGGUGAUUGA